AUGGAUUGCGGCCAGUCGGAUACGAACAUAUUGAAAACAAUCGUGCAUGCGGGCACGAAAGUGGUUCCAUUUCGUGAUGGCACAAAGGUAAAGUUCCACUAUCAAACGAGAAAAUGUGACGAAUCACGAACGCUCAUAGACGACAGUCGAACGCAGCAGAAACCAAUGGAGCUAGUGUUGGGCAAAAAGUUUAAGCUCGAGGUGUGGGAAUCGAUCGUGCAGCAGAUGGCUCUGCACGAGGUGGCCCGGUUUCGGUGCGACCGAUCCUUGGUCAUGCAGUACCCGUUCGUGUCGAAAACGAUACGGGACGCACAGAAGCCACGGGAGGAGCGGAAACACUGCUGCGGCAUGACGGUACAGAACGAGGGCAUCGGAUACAAAGAUCUCGACGAGCUGUUCACGAAUCCGCAGGAUCUCGAGUUUACCAUCGAGAUACUGUCGAUCGAAAGUCCGGAAGAGUACGAAAAGGAAUCGUGGCAGCUGUGCGACACGGAGAAGCGAACGCUGGUCGAGAAGCUACGGCAGCAGGGCAAUGCGGCGUACAAGGCGAACAAUCUGGCCGCAGCACUGGAAUCGUACUCGUACGCCACUGGUAUCAUUGAGCAGCUGAUGCUCAAAGAAAAACCCAACGAACCGGAAUGGAAUGAGCUGGCUCAGAUGAAGGUUCCGCUACUGUUAAACUACUCCCAGUGCAAGCUAGCCGAGAAAGAUUUUUACGCCGUCAUCGAGCACUGUACCGAGGUGCUAAAGUACGACCCAAACUGCGUAAAGGCGUGGUAUCGGCGCGGCAGGGCACAGGCGGGCGCCUGGAACUUUGAUCGGGCGAAGGCCGACUAUGAGCGUGCGGCCGAGCUGGACCCUCACCUGCAGCCCGCCGUGCGUAAGGAGCUGGCAAAGUUGCAGGAACAACAGCGCCUGAGGGAUCUAGAGGAUAAGUUAAAGUAUCAGAAGCUUUUUUAG
Anopheles maculipalpis is the source of this 960-nucleotide messenger RNA. RefSeq names its product AH receptor-interacting protein. The transcript has 3 exons. Bases 1 to 960 code for a protein of 319 amino acids. The record is from RefSeq and is a predicted model, not a curated record. Lineage: Eukaryota; Metazoa; Arthropoda; Insecta; Diptera; Culicidae. Gene Ontology annotation, molecular function: protein binding; peptidyl-prolyl cis-trans isomerase activity.